AGCUGUUUCUGUUUCGUUUCUCGUAGUUAUCCGUCAGAUCGUUGUUGAUCUUGUGCCUGUUUUCGUUCUCGUUCAAAAAUUAACUUCGACAUAGAAGUUGAUUAGAACAACGAAUUUUAAUCAACAUAUAUAUAACGAUAGUGCUGAAUAAGAAAAUCGUUUCAAUGGAAGGAUCGCCGAAAUGAACGACUAACCUCACUUUUCAGCCGCUAGGUUCCUCGAGCAACCAUGUAAAUCAUUGAAAACAUUCCAAUGUAUCAUUUAAGUCGAUCGUACGGCGCGGAUAGUUCAUCCACGUUCUUUUCUGCGACAUAUCGGAACGAUUUGAAUUGUUCUCCUCGAAGUAUUAUCCUCAAUGAGAUUUCUCGUGGAAUCAAGUUGCUGCAGUGCUCUCGAAAACUUGUAGUACGGGUGCUCGGUGUCGACGUUUGCACUAAUUAUAAUAUACUAUGAUGACCGAGAAAUCCAGGAAAAUAGUGACUAGAUUUCACCCGACUCACGGGGAAAAUAUUAUGUUGAGAGAGGACAACACUGUGGCAUAUCGUACUGCUAGUUUUGCAAACUCUCUGGCCUUCAGCGAAAAGCCACUACAACCAGGUGAAAUAUUCUUGGUGGAAAUUGAGAAGACUGAAAGAGGAUGGAGUGGACACAUGAGACUGGGACUGACUCUUAUAGAUCCUGCUUCCAUAAACAAUAGUCUGCCACAGUUCGCUAUGCCUAAUCUUGCUAAGCUUGGUAAUACAUGGAUAUUUGCCAUUACUAAAAGUCAUACUAUAUGGGACAGUAUUGAAGGAUAUGGUGAAGGAAUACCAUCUGGAGAGAAGAAAUUAAUCACAGAUGGAGUAAAUGUGCAAACUUCUCGAGGAGUUAUCCCAUUUAAUUCCCUUAGACCAAAUACAGUUGAUUCUUCUCAGUAUAUUCUACCUACAGAUGCUGGUAGUCGUAUUGGAAUUAUGUAUGUGCCACAAGCUGGUUCAGAUAAAGCAGAAAUGCAUUUUAUAAUUAAUGGUGAAGACCAAGGUGUAUGUGGAAAAGACAUACCAUAUAAGGCAGGUCCUUUACGUGCUGUAGUAGAUGUAUAUGGUACCACAAAACAAGUCAGAAUAGUUCAGCUAUAUGGUGUAUCUACUCUACAAAGUGCCUGCCGUGAUGCUAUACUACAGUAUACUAAAAGGAAUGCAGUUGAUUUACUUCCACUUCCACGAGUUCUAAAAGAUUAUCUGUUGUACCAAUCACAAUGAAAUUUCAUCUUAUCUCUCGACUGUAUUUCCUCUACGCGUUUGUAUAGCCAUUUCAAUACCCAUAUAAUUUCUUUGACAAUUCAUUUUUUCUACAAUUUGCAAUGCAUUUGUUGCAUAAAUCAUACUUUCAUUUAUUCUAAUUAUUUUAUCCUAGGACGGAUGAAUGAAACUUUGUAAAACAAAUCUAGAAUUGCUUUCAUUCUUCUAAUUAGCUGUUCCUUCACUUUUUUAAAGUGUAUAAUUUAACAUCUAUGUAAUACGUGUACUUUGCGUAAAUGCUAGGAUGUAAUAUGUACAUAAUGUAAGAAGUUGUUGACAGAACACUGAAUAAGUUCUGAUAAGCGACGGAGUAUCGCCUUUUCUAAUUCUUGCAUUUAGCACUUAUUAGCGAUUACACUUUUACAAGUUUAUGAC
Messenger RNA from Bombus huntii, 1655 nucleotides. RefSeq names its product neuralized-like protein 2. Gene Ontology annotation, biological process: intracellular signal transduction. The record is from RefSeq and is a predicted model, not a curated record. The transcript has 3 exons. Gene Ontology annotation, molecular function: ubiquitin protein ligase activity. NCBI's taxonomy places the organism in Eukaryota, Metazoa, Arthropoda, Insecta, Hymenoptera, Apidae. The coding region runs from base 450 to 1241 and encodes 263 amino acids.